ACAUUAUCUGAUUUCAAAUUUCAGUAAAUUUAAUUUAAAAUAUAUUUUCAAUUAAAUAAUUUUUUUGUGUUAAUAAAUUUGUAAAAAUAUCAAGAUUUUAGAUAAAUCUUUUCCGGUAAAAAUUAAUUUAAUCUUGAAGUAAUUAUUUAACAAGUUGUGCUUCUAUGUCCAUAAAACAGAGAACUGAACAGAUUUUUAAAUAGUUAUCAAGAUUUUUUAUCAAACAUAUUGUUGUUACUAAUUGUCACUUGUUUCUUUGUGACCGAAAAAACUAUUCCACCUCUGCUGAUAACGUAAGGUUAGAAACAAUGGAAUUAAAGUGUACUGUUCAACAUUAUGAUUGGGGCAAAAAGGGAAUGAACAGUAAAGUUGCGCAAUUUUUAAAGGCAGCUAAUCCUGAGAUUAAAAUAGAUGAAGACAAGCCAUAUGCUGAACUGUGGAUGGGAACACAUUUAAAUGGACCAUCAGUAUUAAAAAAUACUGGAGAACAUUUACAUGAAUAUGUGGGUAAAAAUGUUACGAUUUUGGGAGAUAAAGUAAGGAAAACUUUUGGCGAUUCUUUACCUUUUUUAUUUAAAGUUUUAUCUAUUGAUAAAGCGUUAUCUAUACAAGCGCACCCAGACAAGCAAUUGGCUACCAAUUUAAAUAAAUUACAUCCAACCAUUUACAAGGAUUCAAAUCAUAAACCUGAACUUGCUAUAGCUCUAACACCGUUCAAAGCACUUUGUGGUUUCCGACCUGUUACUGAAAUACAAAAUUUUGUUAAUACCAUACCGGAACUUCAUAAUAUUAUUGGUGAUAAUACAGCCGAGCAUUUCAUUGGCUGUAAUGAAGCUGAUGCUAAGAAAUAUUUGAAAAAAUGCUUAGAAAGGAUUUUAACUCAUCAUUCUGACUCUACUGCUUCACAGAUAAAACACUUUAUAAAUCGGCUGUCAUCAAUGGACGAAUCCAGUAGAGAAAUGCUUCAUGCUUCCAUCUUAGAGAGAUUAAAUGCAGAUUUUCCUGGGGAUGUAGGAUGUUUUGGAAUUUACUUUUUUAAUUUAAUAGAAUUGAAACCUGGUGAGGCUAUAUAUCUUGGCCCAAAUGAACCACAUGCUUAUCUGUCUGGAGAUUGUAUUGAAUGUAUGGCUUGUUCAGAUAAUGUCGUUCGAGCUGGAUUAACUCCAAAAUUAAAAGACGUUCCAACCCUCAUCGAAAUGUUAACAUAUCAAUGUGAACCUGGAUCACAAAAGUUAUUUAAAUCAAAAAUUCUGAUGAAUAAUAAUUUUGCUCAAAUUUUUCAACCACCCAUUGAUGAUUUUUCCAUUAUACAAAUAAAUAUAACUGACAAUACUAUAAAAGAGUACAAAAUGAUACCUUUGAACUCAGCAUCUAUCUUACUAAUCACUGAAGGAAAAAUUGAAAUAGACAAUAAAAUUUACCAGAAAGGAUCUGUGUUAUUUCUUGGGGCCAAUGAACAGUUACAACUGAAAAUACUGAGUGAAAAAUCACCGACAGUUAUAUUUCAAGCAUCUGCCAAUGUUUAAGCUUACUUUUUUAUGUAAACCAAAGAACUUUAUAGCAAUAAUUAUAAGUAAUGAAUUAUAUUUUUUAAUGAAAAAAA
Messenger RNA from Chelonus insularis, 1603 nucleotides. It is a transcript of the gene Mpi, whose product is annotated as mannose phosphate isomerase. Gene Ontology annotation, biological process: GDP-mannose biosynthetic process; carbohydrate metabolic process. Gene Ontology annotation, cellular component: cytosol. The record is from RefSeq and is a predicted model, not a curated record. The coding region runs from base 309 to 1526 and encodes 405 amino acids. Lineage: Eukaryota; Metazoa; Arthropoda; Insecta; Hymenoptera; Braconidae. Gene Ontology annotation, molecular function: mannose-6-phosphate isomerase activity; zinc ion binding. The transcript is spliced from 4 exons.